AUGUCUGAAAUUUACAAACUCAUUCAUCCAGUUAAAUAUUUUAAUGAUUAUAUAUCACGCAACGUUCGGCCAGACGGUAGGAACUUCUACGAACAUCGAAAUAUAAAGUUAAAUGUUAAUUCAAUUCAAGCUGCAGAAGCAAGCGCAGUUGUAAAAUGUGGAAAUACUACAGUUAUUUGUGGUAUUAAAUUGGAGCUGGCUACGCCAAAAGCUGAAGAUCCUGAUGCUGGGUUUUUGGUCACUAAUGUCGAAUUACUUCCUUUAUGUUCCUCAAAGUUCAGACCAGGCCCACCUUCAGACUAUGCACAAGUUAUUAGUAACAUAGUAUCUGAUAUAGUUAUUAACUCUCAAUGUGUUGAUCUUAAAGACCUUUGCAUAAUUUCUGAUAAAUUUGCCUGGGUUUUGUAUUGUGAUAUUGUCUGUAUAGAUAAUGAUGGCAGUCUAGUAGACGCUUGUAUAAUGGCACUAAUUUCAAGCCUCAAGACAUUAUCACUUCCAACUGUGUCAUAUGAUGAAGAAACUGAGAAUAUAAAAGUUGAUACUAAAGUGAGAACACCAUUAAAGGUAAAUGGUUUACCAGUUGCAACAAGUUUUGCAAUAUUUCCAUUUUUUGAAAGGAGUAUUUUGUUAACUGACCCAUCGGCUUAUGAAGAAGAUAUGUGUGGGGGAAAUGGUGCCAAUUUCAUAGUGUGUUGGAACAAAGGAUUUCUCUGUGGAACACAUAAAUUUGGGGGCAGCAGUCUUUCUAUUGAAGAUGAAAAAGAGGCCCUAAAAAUAGCUAAACAAAGAACACAGCUUGUAGAGAAACUAAUUGAUAUAUGUAUACAAAAUGAAAAUAUAGAGCAA
Iphiclides podalirius (scarce swallowtail) is the source of this 846-nucleotide messenger RNA. NCBI's taxonomy places the organism in Eukaryota, Metazoa, Arthropoda, Insecta, Lepidoptera, Papilionidae. The record is from the annotation of a GenBank genome assembly.